Messenger RNA from Fundulus heteroclitus (mummichog), 1932 nucleotides. RefSeq names its product dorsal root ganglia homeobox (gene drgx). Gene Ontology annotation, biological process: regulation of transcription by RNA polymerase II. The record is from RefSeq and is a predicted model, not a curated record. The transcript has 7 exons. NCBI's taxonomy places the organism in Eukaryota, Metazoa, Chordata, Actinopteri, Cyprinodontiformes, Fundulidae. Bases 332 to 1240 code for a protein of 302 amino acids. Gene Ontology annotation, molecular function: RNA polymerase II transcription regulatory region sequence-specific DNA binding; DNA-binding transcription factor activity, RNA polymerase II-specific.
GCGCACACGCCAGGGGUUCGGGGUGAGAGAGACAAAGCCGAGAUAAUCCGAUUAGGACCAAUUAGGCGUGAGAUUCUGCGACACUAGCUGAAAGCCUUAACACUCUGUAGACAGUUAUACAGUUAUAGAGACAUCUGGACACUCCCAGAGAGAGGGAGAGAGAGGACGCGUGUGUGCGCGUUGAAGAAAGAGAGAAGAGAGCUGGAGGGAUCCGGACACUCCCAAGCAGAGAGUCAGUGGGAGCGCAGCAUCAGCCGCCUCUCUCUCUCCAGAGCGCAAACUCCCUCUCAUCAGCAUCCCCACUUGCAGGUUCCAAGACGCGCCGUCAAGGAUGUUCUACUUUCACUGCCCGCCUCAACUUGACGGAGAGUGCUGUCGCUCCAACACGCUUAAUUCAGGUGGUUUUGGAAACCACGCCCCGGCUGAUUUCGACGAUGGAUUUCUGCGGAGGAAGCAGCGCAGAAACAGAACAACGUUCACUUUACAACAGUUGGAGGCUUUGGAGUCUGUCUUUGCACAGACUCACUACCCGGACGUGUUCACCCGGGAGGAGCUGGCCAUGAAGAUCAACCUGACCGAGGCCAGGGUGCAGGUUUGGUUUCAGAACCGCAGAGCAAAGUGGAGGAAGACGGAGCGAGGGGGCUCCGAACCCGAAGCGGGGAAGGAGCCGAUGAGCGACGGCACCCCUCCGUCUCGCGGUAUCAACUCUCAGUCUCCGGAGGACCACGGCAGGAAACAGAAAGAGCCUCUGGAGCUUCAGCAGAGCAUCAACAGGACAGUGGGUCCAGGUGGUCCGUUCUUCCCGUCGUGUAUUCCAGGCACGCUCCUCAACUCUGCCACCUACGCCCAGGCCCUCUCACACGUUGCCACACUGAAAGGGAAUGGUCUGUGCUCCUGCUGCGUCUCUGACCCCAUGGGCUUGUCCUUCCUGCCUCCCUACGGCUGUCAGGGGAACCGCACAGCCAGCGUCGCCGCCCUGCGCAUGAAGGCCCGGGAGCAUUCGGAGGCCGUGCUGCAGUCCGCCAACCUGCUCGGCGCCGCGGCCACGCCGGGAGCCGGCAUGGGCGUCCUCUCCAGUGUGAGCUCCGCCGGGGUGGUUAGGCCCACCAUGGAGGUACCCGCCGGUGGCCUGAGAGGGGGAGACAGCUCCAGUCCCGGCACGGCCACAAAAGUCUCCAUCCUGGGUGGCGGUCCGGACAAACAUCCCCACUGCUCCAAGGAGCCUCUGGAGAAGAAGUGAGAGGCUGGACACUAACGUGGAUGUUGCUGAUAAUCUGUGACUAUGCCUCCUUGUUUCUUAUCUCAUUUGCUCCAAAAUGAGCAACAAAGCACAAAACUACUGGUUGAAUCCAGAAAAAAAAAAAAAACCCUGGGACAGAUGUUUUGUAUGGAUGCAAACAUUAACAUAUUUAUUUGACUGUAAAGUAUCGCCGUGAGAAACGCUGAAUAACUGAGUUGUUGUUGCCCUCGAAAAAGACAAAACUGUGGGUCUUUUUUUUUUCUAUCCUUACCCAUCUACAUGCACUCCUGGGCUAUAUUAUCUAUAACAUAGAUGCAUUACGUUGUGAAGCAGAGGCCUGACUGAUAAUGUGAAUUUAAAUAAUCCUGUUGGGACCGUUGCUUACAUUUUGACUGUCAAUGCAUGAAGUGAUGGCGGGACUGAGGAUUUUGUUUUUGUUUUAAGUCAGCAUUGAGACAACACAAUGGUCUCAAAUGUUUUUAUUUUAAAGUGAAAGUGCACUUUAGUAAUAAUCAGCUGUGGCCCUUGUAAAAAAAAAAAAAAAAAAAAAAAAAGGAGGUAAUUGACAAUGUCACUGUGUGUUUUCAGUUAUCCCCUGCUCUCUGUUAGCACAUCUGUAGCGGCAGCAGACAGGGAACACACCAGUCCUGUUGUGACAUGUUCUUUAAAACAAUUAAAGAUGUAGUCACUCA